Colletotrichum navitas is the source of this 757-nucleotide messenger RNA. RefSeq lists its product as uncharacterized. The transcript has a single exon. The record is from RefSeq and is a predicted model, not a curated record. The coding region runs from base 134 to 625 and encodes 163 amino acids. Lineage: Eukaryota; Fungi; Ascomycota; Sordariomycetes; Glomerellales; Glomerellaceae.
GGGGAAGGUUCGAGCAGGGAGAUUAGUCGUAGAGAUCUGGCUCUGCAGCAAGGAACAGUACAAGGGGUAUAGACAGAGCAAUUGGUGUGUCGGAGGUGAAGGACAGAGAUUUGUUCGAGUCUCUGGGGAAAAGAUGGUCUUGUUAGCAACUCUGGCACAAACUUUCUUGUUGGGGGAUCGGAGAGCGGCAGAAAUAACACAAGAGGGGCGCGACGUUCGGGGAGGGGGUGAGUGUGGAAUGCCAGGGGGGCGGGAUUGGGCGGCGUGGGAUUUGGGGGUCUCCUUGCCAGGGAGAGAAGCGUCGGGCUGGCGAGGGCGGUGGACGAGACAACGCAGAGAUGUAGAGAGAGCGCGAGAGAGCUGCAGCGUGCAGCGGUGCUUGCUGGAGAAGCUGUGGGCGAGACAGCAACGUACCUGGUUGAGUUUGAGGGGGGGGGAGAUUGGCAAGACAAUUGCUUUCUUCCUCUGUCUUGUGGUUAAGAACAGAAGGGUCUACAAAAGUGUGUCAGAAAAGGGAGAAUGGAAAGGAGAAAGUGAGAGAAGAGGUCGAAGAACAGAGGGAGUUUCAAGGAGGAAGGGGGGGUCGGGGACGUGUUAUUGUAGUCCGGCCGCCGCGGACUAUUGAGAUUGAGAAUUGGGAUUGGGGAUGAGGAUUAUGAUGGGACGCGAGGGAAGGACUCUCAGAGGCACACCUAAGAAAGUGUAGACUGGAGACACAGGUACAAGGAGCGGAAUAGUGAGUGAGUUGAGAUGUGGU